Messenger RNA from Lucilia cuprina (Australian sheep blowfly), 1057 nucleotides. Its product is annotated as esterase CG5412. Gene Ontology annotation, biological process: response to retinoic acid. The transcript is spliced from 2 exons. Bases 88 to 921 code for a protein of 277 amino acids. The record is from RefSeq and is a predicted model, not a curated record. NCBI's taxonomy places the organism in Eukaryota, Metazoa, Arthropoda, Insecta, Diptera, Calliphoridae. Gene Ontology annotation, cellular component: cytoplasm; nucleus.
ACAGCUGUUUUCUCAACCUAACCUCAUUCAAACAAAUUAUUGUAUUGGCAAAAAGUUAUUUUGUUCCUACUUUCGAUUCAUUCCACUAUGACCAAUAACGAGGCUAAUACAUCAUCAGCAUCCUCAUCAUCGAGCAAACAAAAAACCCAACUGGAAAUAAAAGACAAAGUGCGUGUUUUAUGUCUUCAUGGCUAUCGGCAAAACGCCGAUAGCUUCAAAAACAAGUUGGGCUCAUUUCGUAAACAUGUCAAUAAAUAUGCAGAAUUUGUGUUUAUAGAUGCUCCCCAUAAAGCUAAGCCCUUAGAAGAAGGCGGUGAAAUUCAGCCUGAUCAAUUGAGUUGGUGGUUUAAUAAGGAUGACGGUUCAUUUAAGGGAACGAAUAAGAAUGGACCAGCAUUUGGUUUUCAAGAAAGUUUAAAACUGGUAGAAGAAACUUGGAAGACUCAGGGACCAUUUCAGGGUCUAUUGGGUUUCUCGCAAGGAGCCUGUUUUGUAGGCUUAAUAUGCGGAUUGGCGAAAAAGAAAUUAACAUCUAUACGCCCGGAAUUUGCUAUACUCUCCUCUGGCUUCCUAUCCGGCAGUUUAGUUCACAAAAGUGCUUACGAAGAAUUCAUUACAAUUCCCACCCUACACACCUAUGGUUUAUCCGAUGAAAUUAUACCCAAAGAAAUGAGUAAAGAUUUGGCUUAUCAUUUUAAAAAUAUCGAAAUUUUAGAACACAAUGGCGGUCAUUAUUUCCCCGCAACAUCACAGCAAAAACAAACCUAUAUUAACUUCUUUCAAGAUCGUUUACAGGAAUAUCUAGAAAAUUUAGAAUUACAACAAACCUCGAAUGCAACCUUUGUAGAGGAGCAACAGGAAGAGGAAGUGGGGGAGGGAGAAGUACAAACAAUAUCCGACGACUCAGAGGACAGUGCAUAAAGACAACGUAAUAAAUCAUUUAUAAGUUUAUAAAAAUUAAUUUUAUUAUUUUUUUGUAGUAUUUUUAUUUUUUUUUUAAUUUUCAAUUAAUAAAAUCAAACCGAAACAUAAUUAUAAUUUAAAUUAAAUAGAGAAA